UUGACUGUCAUGAAGCUACUCAACAGGUGGUAUGGUUUACUUGACACUACUUGACACAAACGUAUCGUUAGGAUAUGACGUAAAUGUAUAAUUUUAUUAUUACAUAAUACAAUAAAUACAAUACAAUAAAAGUAUCUCUUUGUAAAUUGACUUAUUAUUAAAAAUAUGAAUCCGGAAAAUAUUUUAAAAAAUUAUGUAUUAUCCCAAUAUACCACGGAAAAGUUAAUAGUAAUUAAAGAAAAAUUAAAACAAGAUAUAAUUCAAGCUGAUCCUUUUUGGCAAAUAAUAACUAGGAAGAAAGGAGUAACAGAUAUAGAUGUAGAAGAAACUUUAAACGAAAGCAAUAAUGAUUGUAAUGAUAUUUUAUCCAACACGUCCGAUCAAUUUUCAUCUACUCAGUUUUAUUUUACACAACUUGAUAAGCUCUGCGAUAAAAAUAUUAGACAGGAGUGUGUACCAAAACUUGAUAUCACAGAAUAUCUUUUUGAAGAAUUGGAAUGUCCUAAUGGAAAAUUGGAUUUAAAUCAAUUAGAGAAUUUAACAGAUGCAGAAUUUCAAGAAAUAGUCUGUGAUUUAGAAAAAAGACUAACUAUGCUGGGUACAUAUAAUUUAUGUUGUUCCUUAAAUAAUAUGACUUUGGAACAACGAGUUAAAUACACAGAAACUUUUUAUACCCAUUUAUUAUUACCAAAGAUUAUUGCUUUGAAAGAACCUUCCAGAUUACUUUUAUCUGCUUUGAUAGAGAGCACUCAGAAAUUUCCAGAUGAUAUUCAGAAGUUCAUUUUUAUUCCACUUUUAAACUUUGAUUUAACAGACACAACAAUUAUUGAUGCUAUAGUAAAUACUUUUGAACCUCAAAGACGUAUCGUUCUUAUUACAGAAUAUUUAUCAUAUGUGAAAGAACUCAAUUCAUGGCAUCUUUCUUUCCUACGUACUUUGAUUGAUACUAAGACAGAUAUUACCACAAAUGACAAACUUAUACAGUUAUUAUUUGAGAAAUCGAUUGAUUUUGCCAAGGAUAAAAAUUUCGGGAAGCUUGUAUUAUCAUUUAUAAAGUCAAAUAUUAAAUUUUCAGAUGAACAAAAACAAUCAUUAUGGGAAAUAGCAAAUAUUAAUCAAACAUUGUUUAAAAAACCUAUUCAAAAUAGGUAUAGGAGAUGUAAAAUCAAAAUAUAAAACGCGUGCGCAUAAGAGUUAACACUUUUAUACAAGUUCGAAUGGGAAAAACAUGACGGAAGAACUUUCCGGUGUGACAAUCGUUAUUUUUAUUGCGGCUGG
Bombus impatiens (common eastern bumble bee) is the source of this 1278-nucleotide messenger RNA. RefSeq lists its product as uncharacterized. The transcript has 6 exons. The coding region runs from base 166 to 1176 and encodes 336 amino acids. Gene Ontology annotation, cellular component: Fanconi anaemia nuclear complex. NCBI's taxonomy places the organism in Eukaryota, Metazoa, Arthropoda, Insecta, Hymenoptera, Apidae. The record is from RefSeq and is a predicted model, not a curated record. Gene Ontology annotation, biological process: interstrand cross-link repair.